AUCGGGUAUAAAAACCCCCAUGUCUGUGAGCUCAUCACUUCAGUUUGUUUUUAAUCUUUCGCGAAGCUUUAACUUUGACAAUGUCUCGCUAUACGAACUAUGUGUUAUUGCUGCUCAUUGGAUGUUGCUGCCUGGCAGCUGUCACAGCUCAGAUACCCAUUACUCCACGUGCAUGCGGUGCAAAUGAAAAGUUCCUGCCAUGUGGUCCCAGUUGCCAAACGGAGUGUGCCACCCUUGGAGAUCCUUGUCUAGUUCGGCAUAUACGCUGUCCCGAUGGUUGCUAUUGCAAUGAGGGUUUUGCCAGGGAUGCAAGUGGCACUUGCAUACCCAUUAACAAGUGUCAGAAGAAAAAGAAGGGCACCUAUGGCAAGUGAAAUUCAAUGGAUACUCUCUGAAUGCCAUAAUAAAUGAAACAAUGCGGCUUUAUUGAAGCUGCCUUUGAUCACGUU
Drosophila serrata is the source of this 449-nucleotide messenger RNA. RefSeq names its product chymotrypsin inhibitor. NCBI's taxonomy places the organism in Eukaryota, Metazoa, Arthropoda, Insecta, Diptera, Drosophilidae. The record is from RefSeq and is a predicted model, not a curated record.